Messenger RNA from Exophiala xenobiotica, 3030 nucleotides. RefSeq lists its product as uncharacterized. The record is from RefSeq and is a predicted model, not a curated record. Gene Ontology annotation, cellular component: chromatin. Gene Ontology annotation, molecular function: zinc ion binding; RNA polymerase II cis-regulatory region sequence-specific DNA binding; DNA-binding transcription factor activity, RNA polymerase II-specific. Bases 273 to 2801 code for a protein of 842 amino acids. Lineage: Eukaryota; Fungi; Ascomycota; Eurotiomycetes; Chaetothyriales; Herpotrichiellaceae. The transcript has 2 exons. Gene Ontology annotation, biological process: DNA-templated transcription; regulation of transcription by RNA polymerase II.
CAGUAACCACAUGUCUGGGACUUGCAUAUUUGCUCCCACGUGGGCCGCUCAUUAUCGAACGAUCUUCCAGACGCAGUCCUGGUACGAGGAGCCUAUGGCCAGCGACGCCAGAGACAUGGCGACUUCUCAAGCAGGGUCCGUGCCCCAGAGGCGAACCUCGGUAAUCUCAAUGCCAUGAUCUCCAAUUCCACCUGCUUCAAAUACCUGCCUCACCUGCCUCCACCGAAGCUGUGGAGAGAGACAUCGUCCUCCAUCGACGUGCUCGUCUCUCCAUGGAGUCCUCUGCAAUUCCAAAGAAGACCUUGCCAUGCAGGUUCUGCGAUAGACACUUUCGCCGCCUUGAACAUGUCCAGCGCCACGAGCGCACACACACAAAGGAGACUCCAUUCAAGUGCCCUUGCGGAAGAUCUUUCAGCCGAAGAGAUCUUUUGCGCCGCCACGAAAAAGCCGUCCACGAUGGCAGGUCCUGUGGAAGAUACGAGUCGCCGAGCCAAACAAAGUCAACAUCGAGCAGUAUUCUGGAUCCUUCAAAUGGCGCAUCUACCACCAUAUCGACCAACUCAAAUGAGCCAGUCGAUCAGAGCGUCAGCUCACCUCAACAUGCACUCCAUUUGGGAGCAAGACGCGAUCUUCCCAUCGACCCUUUAACGGAUUUUGCCCAGCUCGCGCCUGACCACAAUACCGACGGCCCGGUCGGUGGAAUUAGUACCUUGGGAUUUCCCGCGGGAGGACUGCAUGUGCAAAGUCUACCACAAGUCGACCAGGUGGCUGUGGAAGAGAUUGGCUCUGCGAUGGACACCGACAUCUACAGCCAAUUCGACAGCUUGAACGACUUUCUCGAUCUCAACGAUUUCUCGAGCUUGAUUCCUCCGGACUAUGCCUUUGAUCUUGGCUUGCAAGAUUUUGCUUUUGCCUCCGAUCUUCCCCAUAAUCCCUUCCACGGCAAUAGUCAAGUACAGAAUGAUUCAGGAGGUCAUGGCGUGCGCAUCGAACAAGACACGUCCUUUUCCAGGUUUGGUUCUCCUCUGCCCGCCCUGCACUUCGAAUCUCGAGAGCAAGCAUCCAAAGUUCCUGGUCAAGCUGAACAGAAUGCAAACUUUCGGCGUGUGUGGAAGAUAUCCGGGCAUCAAUAUCGCCAGGUGGUUACCAACAUCCAGAACUUUGCCCAUGUAUUGCCCAAAGACUUCGUCAUGCCGUCAAGGCACACCAUGUCGAGGUUUCUCGAAGGCGCAAUCAAAGGCUACUAUGAACACCUUCCGAAUCUGCAUAUUCCGACAUUCUCGCCUUCAGAUGUGGCUCCGGAAUUACUCUUGGCCAUGUGUGCGAUUGGAGCAUUGUUUCGAUUCGAGUCGCACCGAUGUCCGAUGCUAUUCCAUGCUGCAAAGGCGAUAGCCUCUGAGCAGAUCAAGCGUCAGGAGAAUGCUUUCUCUGGUGACGAUGCACAUAUUCUUCGAAGGGAAUUAACUUCUGCGUCGGUCACAUUUUCAAACCCGAGUAAUACUGAAUUCUCUGCUCCAUCGUACGAUGCGGCAAAGAAAAAGGCAAGCGUGACAGAUGCACAGGUGCAAACUUUGCAAGCCUUACUCGGCCUCUUGUGCCUCGGCGCUUGGGGACCGCAACAAGAGCUUAUCAAGGAAGCAAUCUCUCUCCAAAGUCUAGUUGCAACGAUGGCUCGAGAUGAUGGAUUCUCCAAGCUGAAAAUGCCGAUGCCUUCCGCGGCAGACAUGUCAGACUGGCACUCCUGGGUCGUCAUGGAGAGCCGAAAACGUACAAAGCUAAUGACUUAUUGUCUGCUUCAAUUGAUAUCCGUUGCGUAUCACAUUCCUCCGCUGAUUCUCAACUCGGAGAUUGACUGCUGUCUUCCAUGCUCCGCCAGGGAGUGGAAUGCGAGUAACGCGCAAGAGUGGCAGGAAGUCCGAAGGUCGUCUCCAUUCAGAGAAGUUCCAUUCCAGGAGGCCUUCCAGACCAUGUUUGAGAACGGAGGAUCAUCGCCAGCACACCUCUCCUUGUCUCCAAUGGCCAAUUACGUCCUGAUCUUGGCGAUUCUGCAACACAUCUAUCUUCGCCGUCAGACAUUGGCGAGCUCGAAACACUCGUUAAGUACCGAUGACAUUGGGGAGAUCAGUCGGGCCUUAAGAUGCUGGCAGAGCCGAUGGGAACAAGGUCCCGAGACCCAUUUUGAGCCGUCAUCGGCGACGGGGCCUGUUGCUUUCUCUUCUACUGCACUUCUGAGAAUGGCAUGGAUCAGGCUUCAUUCGGACCUGGGACCUUGCAGAAAUCUGGCCAGCAGGGACGCUAGCAUCAUCGCCUCUGCUUUCAAAAACAGUCCUCCACUGAAGCGAGGGCCAGAAUUGAUUCAUCCGGUUCUGCAGGCGGCUCACGCACUUUCUGUGCCGGUCAGAAUGGGCAUCAAAUAUGUCGCCAAAACACAGACAUUGUCCUGGAGUGUUCAGCAUUCAUUUUCGAAUCUGGAAUGCGCAAUAUUCCUCAGCAAGUGGCUCGAACUGAUCGCCGUAGCUUCAAGUACCGGUUCUUUAGACAAAGAGGAGCUGGUCCUGGUUCAGAUGAUACAAAGUCUGUUGAGAGAGACAGGUCUCUUUGACGAUGACAUGAUGCACAACCUUUCGGAUCGACAAGACCACAAACAAAAGAUUCGCUGGCUCGCAACCGCUGUGGCAAGGAUGUGGGCUGAGAUUUUCAAAGGAACGCACAUUUUCGAGAUUGUCAAUAUCAUAGGGGCGAGUCUGACAAUGUAUGCCGAGUCCAUGGAGACCACAUACACACCAGCAAAUCAAGCUUGAUUUCGUCUUGCUCGGAGUUUGCUGUGGUCGACAAGGACGUCGGUUUUCAAGAUAGGAGCACAUAGUUCAGAACCAAAAUGCCCUCGCGAUGCAUACGCAAGGCCAGUGGUCGUGCAUCUUACCAGAUGUUCGCCGUCCAAUGCACCAAUGCUGCUCGUUAAAGCUAUGAACGGUUUUCAAGCCCAAUCGAAUGUACAAUUCCCGGAGGGGUUGAGGGAGUAUUGGCUCG